Messenger RNA from Xenopus laevis (African clawed frog), 3096 nucleotides. RefSeq names its product transferrin receptor S homeolog (gene tfrc.S). Gene Ontology annotation, molecular function: transferrin receptor activity. Gene Ontology annotation, biological process: iron ion transport; receptor internalization; intracellular iron ion homeostasis. The coding region runs from base 107 to 2434 and encodes 775 amino acids. The record is from RefSeq and is a predicted model, not a curated record. NCBI's taxonomy places the organism in Eukaryota, Metazoa, Chordata, Amphibia, Anura, Pipidae. Gene Ontology annotation, cellular component: melanosome; plasma membrane; external side of plasma membrane. The transcript has 19 exons.
GGAGGGAGGGGUUUGUGACUACGUGAGCAGACGAGUCCGUAUAAUGAAAGGCAGGGCGUGAUUUCUGUCCACUUGUCUUACUGGAGCGCACAAGGCUUUGUUCAAGAUGGAUCGGGCAAGAUCAGCAGUAACAAACUUCAUUGGCAGAUACCCUCUUUCCUACACCCGCUUCAGCCUUACGCAGCAGAAUGAUGGAGAUGCUAGUCAAGUAGAAAUUAAGCUUGCUGACGAUGAAGAGUGUGGAGACACAACCUUGGGAGAGCCUGUUGUGAAGCAGAGGCCAAAAAAUAACUGUAAAAGGAUCUGCAUGAAAAUUCUUUUUGGGUCUUUCUUAAUCUUGCUUGGAUUUCUUAUUGGCUAUUUAACUCACAGAGGGCGCAAUUCUUCUCUGCAAUCCAAGAACUCAGAAACGGUGGCAUGCUCUGCUGUAAAUGACUGUAACCCAAUACCUCCUAAUAAUGAGGAUGAAACUAAUAUGGAAGCAGAAAUUCCCAGUGUGCUCCAUUGGAGUGAUCUGGCACCCAUCUUAAAAGUCAAGAUAGAGAAUCUACUUCCAGAGAAUAAAAUUGAGAAACUAUCUAAGAUGUCUCGUGAAGCUGGCAGCAGCAAUGAAGAGAGUGUAGCCUUAAUGGUGCAUGAGGAGUUUGGGCAGAUGUCCUUGGAUAAAGUGUGGAAUGAUGAACAUUAUGUUAAGCUACAGGAGCCUGGAAGCUUACCAAAUAAAGUAACAAUUGUGAGCAGCACAGAAGAGACUUUACAGACUUCUGCAUAUGUCGCCUAUAGCCCGGCAGCAACUGUAAAUGGAAACCUAGUGUAUUGCCAUUAUGGCCGUAAGGAAGACUUCAAAGCCAUAACAGAAAAGAAGAUUGAUCUUUCUGAAAAUCUCGUCCUUGUACGCUCUGGAUUCAUCAGCUUUGCUGAAAAGGUUAAAAAUGCAGAGCUCAAUGGAGCCAGGGGAGUAUUAAUCUAUCCUGAGCCAUCCGACUUCACAUUCCCACUCCAUCAAAGUGGGUUUAUAGAGACUCCUUUUGGACACGCUCAUUAUGGAACUGGGGAUCCAUACACACCUGGUUUUCCAUCAUUCAACCACACACAGUUUCCUCCAUCCAAAUCAUCAGGACUCCCAAGCAUUCCUGUUCAAACUGUUUCUAGUGAAGAUGGCAAGAAACUGCUAGAGAAACUUGUUGGGGAUAACUGCCCAGGAACUUGGCAAGUUGCAUGUAAACUUGGGCCCCAGAUGAGAGACGCACAAAACAUUAAACUUGAAGUGACGAAUGUUCCGGUUGAAAAGAAGAUCUAUAAUAUAUUUGGUGUUAUUCAAGGCUUUGAGCAGCCAGAUCACUAUGUGGUGGUGGGUGCUCAGAGAGAUUCACAGGGCCCAGGAGUCUCCAAAGCAGCUGUUGGGACGUCUUUACUUUUGGAAUUGGCAAGGCUGUUCUCUGAUAUGGUGAAAUCAGAUGGGUUUAGACCAAGAAGAAGUAUUGUAUUUGCAAGUUGGGGAGCAGGUGACUUUGGAUCUGUUGGUGCAACAGAAUGGCUAGAGGGUUACUUAAAUAAUCUCCAUCUCAAGGCCUUUUCAUAUAUCAAUCUUGAUUCAGCUGUUCAAGGUUCUGGAACCUUUAAAGUGUCUGCCAGCCCACUAUUGAAUAAGGUGAUACUACAAACUCUAAAAGAGGUAGCAGAUCCUGUUUCUACAGACUUCACAUUGUAUACAAAACUUGGAUCUCAAGCUUUGUCAAAAAUAAUUGUACCCUUUUCUAUUGAAGAUUCUGCUUACCCAUUCCUUACUUUCUCUGGGAUCCCUUCAGUUUCCUUUAGUUUUCAAAAGGAGAAUAAACCAUAUGCUUAUCUUGGUACUAAAAUGGAUACCCUAGAGAACUUCAAGCAGUUGGUUGACUUGAAUCGUAUGUGCCAGACUGCUGCACACUUUGCUGCUCAAAUAAUAAUGCGUUUAACUCAUGAACAAAAGCUGCCGCUGGAUUACAGCAGUUACAGUGAUGUGCUCCUUAAAGUUUCUUUUGAUCUUCAACAGCAAAUUAGAGCCAUAAAGGAUUUGAACCUCACCUUGACAUGGGUUAACUCUGCAAGGGGAGACUUUUCAAGGGCUGCUGCCUCCCUCACCAAAGAAUUUACUCACUCUGAUCUCGAAAAUACACUUAUUCUACGCUCCCUAAAUGAUCGCAUUAUGAAGGUUGAACAUGGCAUGCUGUCCCCUUAUGUUUCACCAAAGGAUACACCAUUCCGUCAUAUAAUCUAUGGUACUGGAAAUCACACGGUUGCAGCUUUGAUGGACCAUCUCCGUCUGCUAAACACCAACAAGGCAGCUUUUGAUGCGGAUCUCUUUAAAAACCAGCUAGCGAUGCUUACCUGGACAUUGCAGGGAGCAGCAAAUUCUCUAGCAGGCAACAUCUGGGAUAUAGACAAUAGCUUCUAACUCUGUGUGCAUGUGUUUAAGUUUUGUCUAGAGGCUUUUUUUUCUCCCCAUCCCACCCUUGCUUACUUAAAUCUGGUAUGGUACAUAAAAGUGGAUAAUAUUGAUCAAACCAGCUUUUGCGUUUGGGCCCAAGCAUAUUUGCAUAACUGCUUGGAUCAGGGUCGGCAAUAGUUAUUUCAGCUUCCAGUGUGUGUAGCCAAGUUGGCCAGUUGUGGGAACAAAAGGCCAGUUUGGCUACAUGUUGAACUCUUAGAUCUACCUGUAAGUACCUAACCCUCUUGGUUUAUUCUCCUUCUUCUUUUCCCCCUGUCCUAAUGAAAGCACUUAUUGAUCCCAUCUUUUGUAACAUGCAAAAAGCUGUAGCACUUAAAUAAUGUACAGCAAGGAUUCCUAUACAGACGUGACCUUGAUAAUUUCAUAGUCUUUUAUAAAGUAAACAUCACACAAGUUUAACAACAAAAACAAUUGAAGAACAAGUCCUAAAACCAUUUCGCCUUACUUAUCCGAGGUAUAUAGAUUUAGAUUAAAAGCACUUCACAGAUGCAUCAAAAGCAAAAAAUAUUCCAUCUGACUCUAGCAACAAUGACUUGCUAAUUAUUACAUUUAUAUAAAAGUUAACAUGUUGCACUAGAAAUACUUGUCCAUCCACAACUUCUCCCCCU